UCGCCCGGAUCCGGCGCGUCACAUUCCGAUCCCAUCGACUUAUUCCACCAACCAUUAAAAUCAAAUCAGACGUGCAAUAAAACUUAUCUCCUAAUCAAACAAAUAACAAUAUGUGCCGAUAAAUCAAAACAAAGAAUUUUCAAGCGAAUAACGAAUAAUUCCAUCAUAAAAUCAAUAUCAGAUACCGCCAAGUAGCUCUCCACUCCCGAUUGUCCUCAAUUAUCUCUCCCUUAUCUCGCCGAAAUGAAUAUCGCAUAUAUAAGCGCCAAAACGGGCCACCAUGACUUGAACCAAUAAACAUGAAAAAUGCAGAAGCUGUCCCCGUCACCAGAAAGGUCCCUCCGGACGGAGGCUACGGCUGGGUCAUCGCGCUGGCCAUGGCCCUCAACAGCUUCAUCUAUAUACCCAUGAUGCAUUGCUUCGGGCUCAUCUUCAAGGACACGUUCGCCGAACUGGGUCUGUCAGCGGCCCAGGGCGCCCUCAUCGUCAACCUCCACGCCGCCUUCGGCAUGCUCACCGGACUCCUCAACGGGGUGCUGCUCAAGAUCUGCGGCUACCGGAAGAUCGCGUUUCUGGCCGCCGUCCUCUACUGCUCCGGGGUCACCACGACCUCCUUCGCCCGGAAAUUCCAGCACUUCAUCAUCUCGUACGGACUGGUGGCAUCACUGGGCUUGGGCAUGUGCCGCUCCUCCUACAGCCUGGCCAUCAACACCUACUUCAAGAAGCGGAGAAGCAAGGCCAUGGGCUUCGCCGUCACGAUAAUCGGCUUCGGCCAGAUCGUCAUCCCCCAGCUCGUUAACUUGCUGAUGAAGUUCUACAGCCCCCAGGGAGUGGUCCUGAUUUUCGGCGGAAUAUGUGCCCAUUUUUUUGUUUCAGCCAUGCUCCUCCAGCCCGUCAAGUGGCACAUGAAAGAGGAGGAAAUUCUCGAAACAAAUCCAGAGAAGGAAGAGAGACCUGAGUGUCCCGAUACGGAAAUCUGUGAUAGCCACCUCAGUCUUAACGAGCACGCCAGAAAGAACACCCUCCUCAAAACCAUCGUCACCUUCUUCGACCUCGACCUCCUCAAAGACCCCAUUUUCGUCAACAUCCUGAUCGGGAUGGCCCUUGCCGUCUUCUCCGAGCUCAAUUUCAACAUCCUCACCCCUUUUAUCUUGAACGAUUACGGCUUGAGCACCGACCAGAUCGCCACCUUCAUGUCCACGAACGGGCUCGCAGACAUUACUUUCAGGUUUUUAGCCCCCUACGUCGGAGAAUACUUGAAAAAACCACCCAGAUGCAUUUUCAUUUUCACUUUGAUUAUGUUGAUUAUGAUGAGAUUUGUUCUUUUGAUGUCGACGGAGUAUUACAUGCUACUGAUAGCGGCCACGGGGCUUGGGAUUGCCAAAGGGAUCCGUAGGGUGUACGUAGGGUUGAUCAUUCCGACACACGUCAGUCUGGAGCGGUUACCUUCGGCUUCGGGGAUGGAAAUGAUGGCUAAUGGGUUUUGUAUUUUGACUGGAGGGGCUAUCCUGGGGGUAGUGCGUGACGUCACAGGGAGCUACGUCGCUUGUAUCAUCAUCAUGAACUGCGUCACUUUUGUGACGAUCGUGUUAUGGACUGUGGAGAUGGUGGUGGUGAAGCACAAGAGGCACAAAGGGGAGAAGGUGCAACAGGGUGAAGAAAAUAAUCCCCUUAAUAAAAUUUGAAUGCGGGGUGAAUUUGUGAUGUAGUAGAAUUUAUGUAAAUAAAUAUUAGUUUAUUUAUUGUAUUAUAAGAUUUUAUAAAUGUUAUUUAAAAGUA
Zophobas morio is the source of this 1779-nucleotide messenger RNA. Its product is annotated as monocarboxylate transporter 12-like. Gene Ontology annotation, molecular function: monocarboxylic acid transmembrane transporter activity. NCBI's taxonomy places the organism in Eukaryota, Metazoa, Arthropoda, Insecta, Coleoptera, Tenebrionidae. Bases 300 to 1685 code for a protein of 461 amino acids. The record is from RefSeq and is a predicted model, not a curated record. Gene Ontology annotation, cellular component: membrane. The transcript has 5 exons. Gene Ontology annotation, biological process: transmembrane transport.